Molecule: messenger RNA, 2174 nt
Organism: Hibiscus syriacus
Lineage: Eukaryota; Viridiplantae; Streptophyta; Magnoliopsida; Malvales; Malvaceae
Exons: 10
Coding region: 111-2102 (663 amino acids)
Source: RefSeq, a predicted model, not a curated record
UGCCGUCUGAUCAACGAUUCGCUUCUCCAGUUCACCGUACGUUCCUUUCUUCUCCAAAAUUUCAAUCUCCAUUUCAUUUUCUCUCUCUUUAAUUUCUUAUUUAUUUUACAAUGUCAGGAAUCGGAGAAUCUCUCUCUCAGCAAACAAGAAGAGAAAAACCUCCUUCUCAUUCUGUCUCAGGUUCCCCUCUCUUCUCUUUCUCUCAAAUUCCUACUCUGAACCUCCUUUCAUUACUUAACUCUAAUCUCUGGUUCUGUUUUCAGGUCUCAAACGAAACUCGCCGCUUGAUUCAGUCGACUAAAACCUCUUCUUCAUUAAACCCUAACUCACAAAACCACCACUGUUUAUCUAAAGCAAUAUCCCACUUGGUUACUUUGUUAACUCUGGAAAGCCGAUACAUUCAACAUUUAGCUGGCAAUGUUCUCGUAACCCUCUCUGAAUUUCUAGCCUCAUCUGUAAGAAGCUGGGAAUUUUUUAUCCGUUCGCUCUGUAUUUGCCUUGAAUUAUCAAUUUUGAACAUAACUUCGUGUUCCUUUGAACCUUCAAUAACUGGAGUUGGGGGUUCCGGUUCUGACAUAUUGAGUGUCGUAGUUUUGUUUAAGCCUAAGUUGAAAAAGACUAACUUGUUUGCAGUAGCUGCAAUUAUUCGAACAUUAAGAAAUAUGCUGAAAUUUUUGAAGGAAGAGUGUGAUGAUGAGCUUGUUCUAGUGUUUUUAAAUUCGAUAAGCUCUUACGUUUUGAAUGUGCCUUGGGAUUCAAUGGAUGAGAUCUUUUGUGGAAUUGGUGGUGAAAAGGAUGAGCCUAGGAAUUUGUUUUUGGGGAAUUUUGUUCAGUUACUAUGUUCUUUUGUAGAGCAAUUUAGUUUUGCAGAAGGAUUAGUUGAUUCUGUAGAUAAGCAUGCAAUUCUUUCCAAAAUUAUCAACCUUGUACCUAAACUUCUAUCUUGGUGCCUUGGCAAGAAAGCUGUCUGUAACAACAUUUGCAUCUCUCGGUACUUCAAACACAAAUUAUUGGUUUUGAUGAUCAGACUUAGUUUUCAAAUACCCCUAGAUGGUUUGGUCCUUGUUUCCUGGUUGCAGCUUCUCCAUUUUUACUUUGAAGACCUUUUAUGCCAACCUUUAACUGAAGUUGAGAAUCAAGAUGAUUGUUUAGAAGGUUCUCCUUUUAUGUUAAGUUAUUCUGAUGGAGAAGUACAUGAUAUGCAAGCUCGCCAUUUACAAAGACGGGCCGUUUAUCUUUUCUUGAGGUGUUCAUCCCGUUUGAUAAAUCCAGCCAAAGAUGCUAGCAAGCAUUAUCCUAGUGAUGCAAUUUCGGAGUUGAGUUGUUAUGGAAGAAAGAAAGGUUUAUCAGAGCUAUAUGCUUGGCUUUCUAGACAUGUUCCAGUCAAUGAGCUUCUUAUCCAUGAAACAUACAGGGAGAAGUCCAUUAACUUUUCGUCUUCCCUCCUCAAGCUCUAUAUACAUGAGGAUGACAUAUUAUUCAAAUUGCUCUUGGAACUACUUUCUCUACAAGCUUGUGAAGAACAACAAUUUCACAAAGAAAGACAAGCAGCCGAAGAUGAGACAAUAGAUGUAGAAAGACAGGCAGCUGAAGAUGAGACGAUAGAUGUUCUUUUUCAUGUUACAGAUAUUUUUAAUCCGAUACACCUAUUUCAUCUGUUCCUCGCAGAGUUGCACUAUGAUCAUCAAGUUCUUCUCGAUUAUCUCAUCUCCAAAGACACAGGAAUUAGUUGCGCAGAGUAUCUCUUAAAGUGCUUGCGCAUCGUAUGUGAUUAUUGGCAAACAUUUACUGAGUUUUCAGUUUAUGAGAAACAAAGAAAUCAAUUAUCUGACAAGAGAAGAAAAAUUUUGUUGGAAAGCUCCAAUUUUAAGACAGAGCCUUCAUCUGGACCUGUGAAAACGGAAACUUUGUCCAUAGAGAAGAAAUUUAAAGGUGACAUUGAAUGUGGACACGUGAAAGAAAUGUAUGAGCUAGCCAAGGAUUGUUUACUCUCUCUGAAAAAAUCUGUGGGGAACCUUCACCGGAAGAAAUUGUUUCCAUACAACCCGGAAGUGCUUCUAAAACGCUUAACAAGAUUUCAGGAACUAUGCUUUAAAGAGUAGGAUGAAUACGUCUGAGGAAUGAAAGGCCUAGUCAGCAUGACUAUGACCUUGGUAUCACUGUUCAUUUAAUGA